AAAAAAUUAGAAACUGGAUGUCGUUGUAAUGCAUUGGGCGUGAGAUACUAGCUGUUUCGAUUUUUUACUCUAGUCCUCUUCCUAUGAGCACCCUAUUCUUGAUUCUUGAUCCGAAAUCUGAAAAUCCGUAGGUUUGCGAUCUAUGAGCUUAAGGGGGGAAUUCCAGAUUUCUGUUUCUCCAAAAUUUGGUCUACAUAAAGAUGAAUACAAGUUUAGCAAUCUUAAUACUUUUCUGUUUAUUUGUUGGGUUGUAUAAUGUUAAUGUUACUGCUGAAUCCAAAUUUUCCACCACAAUGCACACCAACAACUGGGCUGUCUUAGUCUGCACCUCUCGUUUUUGGUUCAACUAUCGACACAUGGCGAAUACUCUAUCUUUAUAUAGGACUGUAAAGAGGCUGGGGAUACCUGAUGAAAGGAUAAUACUCAUGCUGGCUGAUGAUAUGGCUUGUAAUGCUAGAAAUAAGUACCCUGCACAAGUUUUCAACAACGAGAACCAUCGACUUAACUUGUAUGGAGACAAUGUUGAGGUUGAUUAUAGAGGUUAUGAGGUCACUGUAGAAAACUUCAUGCGAGUUUUAACAGGACGGCAUGAAAAUGCAGUACCAAGGUCAAAACGGCUGUUAAGUGAUGAAGGAAGCCACAUUCUUUUAUACAUGGCCGGCCAUGGAGGAGAUGAAUUUUUGAAGUUUCAAGACUCUGAGGAACUUCAAAGUCAUGAUUUAGCUGAUGCAGUGAAACAAAUGAAAGAAAAGCAGAGAUUCAAGGAGCUUCUGAUUAUGGUUGACACUUGUCAAGCUGCCACUCUUUUCAAUCAGCUUCAAUCACCUGGAGUUUUGGCAAUCGGGAGUAGCAUGAAAGGGGAAAAUUCAUAUUCUCACCAUUUGGAUUCUGAUGUUGGCGUAUCUGUUGUAGAUCGCUUCACUUAUUAUACCCUUGCGUUUUUUGAAAGGCUAAAUAUGCAUGACAAUGCCUCUUUGAGCAGUUUAUUUAAUUCUUACAACCCAAGUUUGCUUAUGUCUACGGCAUAUUACCGAACUGAUUUAUACCAACGCAAUCUAGGAGAGGUUCCUGUAACAAACUUCUUUGGUUCAAUCAUGGAAACAAUUCACACGGAGUCAGCUUAUAGAGCUUUCUCAAGCAAAGAUAUUACCAGGGAUAUAAUCAAAAUGCCACUAAAGCAGCCAGCUGACUUGCAGAACCAAAGAGAACUGCUAGAGGACAAUGGUUUGCAAAAUAUAUCUAAUUCAAAGGACCAGACAUGCCCUGUUCACCAUUUAUGGAAUACUCUCCAAAUGAAACUCGAUAGUAUUGGCGAUGUUGAAAGUUUUGUGAAUCAUGGAUUGUUAAUCAUGCUUCCUGUGUUAGCAAUCUCCACAUGGGUCGCAUAGUGAAUGCAAACAACAGUACCUUGGUGUAUAACUGGUAAUGUUUGAUUGCUCCUCUCCAAAUUUUUUUCAAGUAAUAGAAUACUCCUAUCAUCGCAACCUCCAUCUUUCCUUAGAUAAGGUUAUAGUUUGCUGUCUUCUAACCUUCCACAGACCCUGAUUAUAGCUUCUAUGAGCGGGAUACACUAGGCAUGACUAUUUUGAUGAGAAUACUCCUAUUAUUUUCCCCGUUUAGAAGUGUUCAUUAGUUUAUUUAUACUUAGGUAGCAAUGUUGCAAGUGCCUCGUAGGUGGAAGAAAGACGUUCACAUUUGCUAUGCCGCUGGAUAUCUUCUAUUGUAACCUGAAAUAGUGCUUGUGAAGUUUAGGUGUGCUUUAUCAUAUUAUCAUUCUCAUUGAACCAAAAAAUGAGCACAUCAUUGCAGAUCUCUAUGUUUGUAAACACAGUGUUGCAUAGAAGAGCAAGAACAGUAAUAGAUUGUAAUGUUUAAACUUAUACACCAAUUCUUGUUCUAUGGUACUCCAUACUGUGGAUAUAUUUUGAGCUCGUACUGACUACUAUGCUACUGCCGUCUUUGUUCCGAUGCAUUCUCCGUGGGAUGCCGAUCUAGACAUCAGGUCAGAUCUAGGGUCGUUCAAUGAUGUCAACUGUUAGCAUUUAAUUUAUAUAUGAAACCAUAUACCUAGAGAUAUUGAUAUAUGUGUUGGUUUAGUUGGUAUGAGCUUUUCUAUGUAAACAUUGACUUUUGGGUUCAAGUCUCAUUAAGCACAUUUUUUUAAAUCUAGAAAGAAUACUUAACUAUUUGCAUUUUAAUCUAUAUUUUUUUUAAAUAUUAUUGACAGUAUAUGAUUUUGUUUUAGAUCUGUUCUUGGGUCUAAUGAGUUUAUUUGGUGGUAUAAAGAUCGUUAAAGACUAUGCUUCAUAUUUCUUUGUUAACCAUCCGAAGUUUGUUUCUUUCAGCUAAAUACAAUAAACAUUUCAAAAUAAAUGAAACUUCCCGCAACAAAGUAGGAAAUGUCACCGGAAUAAGCCUCCUGAAACACGGUUAUCAGGUGCUCUUCUUUCCGAUGCGAUCUGCUCAUUGUCAUCCUUUGAAACAUCGCCUUAGUGAACUAGAUUUUGGAGAUAACCCUUUUGAUAUUUACUCCAUUCCCCGAAGAAUCAUGAGUUGUACUA
Amaranthus tricolor (Joseph's coat) is the source of this 2561-nucleotide messenger RNA. RefSeq lists its product as uncharacterized. Gene Ontology annotation, molecular function: GPI-anchor transamidase activity. NCBI's taxonomy places the organism in Eukaryota, Viridiplantae, Streptophyta, Magnoliopsida, Caryophyllales, Amaranthaceae. Gene Ontology annotation, biological process: proteolysis; attachment of GPI anchor to protein; protein localization to cell surface. The transcript is spliced from 10 exons. The record is from RefSeq and is a predicted model, not a curated record. Bases 201 to 1388 code for a protein of 395 amino acids. Gene Ontology annotation, cellular component: GPI-anchor transamidase complex.